Molecule: messenger RNA, 1551 nt
Organism: Abrus precatorius (Indian licorice)
Lineage: Eukaryota; Viridiplantae; Streptophyta; Magnoliopsida; Fabales; Fabaceae
Product: cytokinin hydroxylase-like
Exons: 4
Coding region: 1-1551 (516 amino acids)
Molecular function (GO): heme binding; monooxygenase activity; oxidoreductase activity, acting on paired donors, with incorporation or reduction of molecular oxygen
Source: RefSeq, a predicted model, not a curated record
AUGGAGUUUCUAGGGCUAUCUGGGAUUCUUGUUGCCUUCUUGGCAAUGCUUUGCCUUUUCUUGCUCAUGAUACUAACGUUUUCUUGGUGGAUUUUCCCUAUCCAAACACAUAAGAAGCUUAGGAAAUGUGGGUUGGGAGGGCCAACCCCAAGUUUUCCACUUGGAAACAUUAAAGAGAUGAAAAGAAAGAAUAACAUUCAAUCUUUAGUUGCAUCCUCAAAUCUCCCACAUGACAUACACUCGUACGUUUUCCCCUACUUUUCUAGCUGGCAGAAAUCACAUGGUAAGCUGUUCGUGUACUGGCUGGGCACAGAGCCAUUUUUGUACAUUGCUGACCCAGAAUUCUUGAAGAAAAUGUCAGCAGAGGUGAUGGCGAAGAGAUGGGGAAAACCAAGUGUGUUUAGAAAUGAUAGAGACCCCAUGUUUGGAAGUGGUUUGGUCAUGGUUGAGGGCAAUGAUUGGGUUCGUCACCGCCACAUUGUUGCCCCCGCAUUCAACCCCAUUAAUCUCAAGAACAUGGCAAACAUGAUGGUUGAAUCUACGAAUCAAAUGAUAGACAGAUGGGCUACCCAAAUAAACUCGGGUGAACCCGAAAUUGACGUGGAGAGAGAGAUUAUAGCGACAGCUGGGGAGAUCAUAGCCAGAACAAAUUUUUGCAUGAAAGAUAACAAUGCAAGAGAUGUUUUUGACAAAUUACGAGCUUUGCAAAUGACUCUCUUUAAGAAUAAUCGAUAUGUGGGGGUUCCCUUGGGCAAGUAUUUCAACGUGAAGAAAACCCUAGAGGCCAAAAAACUUGGGAAAGAAAUCGAUGAGCUUUUGUUGUCCAUUAUAGAAGCUCGAAUGAGUUCAGCCACAAAAAAUUCUGAACAAGAUUUGUUAGGUAUAUUGUUGCGAGAAAAUCAUCGGGCUGACGGCCAAUUAGGAAAGACAUUAACAAUGCGAGAAGUGGUUGAUGAAUGCAAGACCUUUUUCUUUGGUGGCCAUGAAACCACAGCACUUGCUAUCACAUGGACUUUGCUGCUUCUAGCCAUGCACGAAGAUUGGCAGAAUCAGUUGAGAGACGAGAUAAGACAAGUUGUGGGAAACAGCGAACUUGAUAUCACUAUGCUUGCUGGACUGAAAAAGAUGAAGUGUGUGAUGAACGAAGUUCUAAGACUGUACCCACCAUCACCAAAUGUGCAAAGGCAAGCUAGGGAAGACAUUCAUGUAGAUGAUAUAACAGUGCCUAAUGGAACCAACGUUUGGAUCGAUGUGGUAGCUAUGCACCACGACCCUGAAUUAUGGGGAAAGGAUGCGAAUGAGUUUAGACCAGAGAGGUUCAUGGAUGAUGUGAAUGGUGGGUGCAACCAUAAGAUGGGGUAUUUGCCUUUUGGGUUUGGAGGGAGAAUGUGUGUUGGUAGGAACUUAACCUUUAUGGAAUACAAAGUUGUGUUAACCCUACUUCUCUCUAGGUUUAGUUUUAAGGUUUCCCCAAGUUACCAUCAUUCACCAUCUAUCAUGCUCUCUCUAAGGCCCACUCACGGCCUUCCACUCAUAGUUCAACCCCUUUAA